Messenger RNA from Cuscuta campestris, 1904 nucleotides. Lineage: Eukaryota; Viridiplantae; Streptophyta; Magnoliopsida; Solanales; Convolvulaceae. The record is from the annotation of a GenBank genome assembly.
AACUUGUACGAGUAUCAUAUAUAUACGUGGAAGAACCCAAUUGUUCUUGGAAUAGAGUGAUCGAAGUCAUAGAAGCACAAGGCCCUCUCGAUCAGUCAAUUGUUGAGAUCCUAUUGAGAAUUAUGGGCAUGGCAAAGCUAAAGAUAGCAGGGGCAUGGAGUGGGGUACUGGAGGUCGAACCGGAGGAGUGGACGGUGGCUAUGCUGAGGGAAGAGGUUGUCCGGCGAUCGGGCUGCGUUCCGCCGGAGUCCGUAAACCUCAUCUCCGCCGGGAAAUUGCUGAAAGACGGUGACGGGUCUGAGAAACUCAGCCAAUUUGGCAUAAAAAAUAACGCCAAGAUUUUGGCCUCUAAGGUUUCUCUCGACAAGGGCAAGUCGUUUAAGGAGGAAUCUUUGGCCGAGGAGGAACGCUCUUCAAGGCUUUCCAGGCUAAAGGCGGCUGCAACUGCAUUGUCUCAGAGACAUGCAGAAGGCACAUUGCCUGUUGAAGACUUCAACUUAGAACUUGAAAACCAGAGCGGAGAAAAAGUGCAGCUUGGAUCUGAUACUGAUCAGCGAGCAAUAAUGAUGGGCCUCAUGCUUCAUGCAAAUGGCAAAGCACUUAUCAGAAAGCAACAGUUUAAAGAAGCACUUGAGGUUCUAACAAUGGGAGAGGAGGCCUUCUCUCUUUGCAAUCCCAAAGUUAUUGAGUUGGUUGACAAUGUAGCCAUUCUACAAAUAGACUUGGUGUGGUGUUACUUCAUGCUCAAAGACAUGAGUUGGCUCUCAGAUGCAGGCGCCCGUCUUGCAAAAGCCAGGGAAGGCCUUGAGCGUGCUCAUGGUAAGGAAGCUAGUCGUGUUAGACUUCUUCAGGGUGGACGCUAUCUGGAGGUUGCCUUGCAUGUACGGCUGGAGCUGUUAGAAGGAGUUGUUGCAUAUCACAGUGGUUGGUUACAAAAAUCUAGACAAUCUCUGAGUUCUGCCCAAGCCAAAUAUAUCCAGCUUCAAAUUCCUGAUGAGGCGUUGUCAUUAAUUAUGAGCAUGGGCUAUAAAGAAAGAGAUGCAAAGAAAGCACUGAGAAUGAACAAUCAAGAUGUUCAAAGCGCUGUUAAUUUUUUGAUUGAGGAGAAAGAGAAAAACAAAAGGAAAAAAGAGGAGAAUCUUACUAGACAAAGAGACCUCCUGGAGCAAAGACUCUACGGAAUGACUGCUCUAAAAAAAGCUGUUAAUCUCCACUAUCUAAAUGAAUUGGUUUUGGUCGGGUUUGAGAAGGGGCUUGCUGCAGAAGCCCUCCGUAGAAAUGAAAAUGACAUGCAGAAGGCUCUGGAUGACCUCACUAAUCCACAAACCAAUUCUGCUAUUCAGCAACACAUUGAGUCAAACAAAAAGAAAAGGUUGCGUAAUGCACAGAAUGCCGCAAUUGAACAGAUUGCUGCUAUGGGUUUCCCAAGAGAAUCAGUGAUCGCAGCUGUUCGCACUUUUGGGACACGGCAAACAGCUUUGAAUAACCUUCUAGGCCAAUCUUCUUCGUCCAUUACCAGCAAUCUUGCGCCAGUUGGCAACGAAGGCGGCUUGGGGCAAGAUGGUAAUUUCCCAAACAAUGAUGGCGAACAGGCAUCGGGUAGGAAUGAAGAUUUAGAGGAAGACGCUUUUGGAAAUCAAAGUGAGACUGGAUUAGUACAGGAGACCCGUGACGUUGAAAUGGAGAGGGAGCUUACUGAGGAAUUGCUGAAAGGAGACGCCUACUCUGACUAUGACCUUGAGCUUACCAAAGAAGGCGAAGGGAUCGCCCAAUAUCUGACUCUUUUAACAUCUUCGUGCUAAAUCGUUUGUACCAAUCUGCUUGUAAAUUUCUCUUAGAUCACGAACUGCUGGAAUAUGUGUUUGUUUGAAUGAGUAUCUGCCUGUUCCAUAUUUCUUGGUUUC